GGCGCUUUAACAGCAAGCAUUCAAGAUGGCGGCAGACAGAGCAGCGUUCAGCAACCCUGAGACUCCUGAAUAUGUUGGUUUUGCCAACCUACCAAAUCAGGUGCACAGGAAGUCUGUCAAGAAAGGCUUUGAGUUCACUCUUAUGGUAGUUGGUGAAUCUGGUCUUGGCAAGUCUACACUGAUCAACAGCCUAUUCCUUACAGAUCUUUACCCUGAGAGACACAUUCCUAGUGCUGCAGAGAAGAUUGAUAAAACUGUGAGUAUCGAUGCGUCAACAGUAGAGAUUGAAGAGAGAGGGGUCAAGCUUCGUUUAACUGUAGUAGAUACACCAGGCUAUGGUGAUGCCAUCAAUAACAAUGACUGUUUUGAUCCUAUUCUAAAAUACAUUGAUGAUCAGUAUGAACGUUACCUCAAUGAUGAGAGCGGUCUCAACAGAAGAAACAUUGUAGAUAACAGAGUCCAUUGCUGCUUCUAUUUCAUCUCACCUACUGGUCAUGGGUUGAAACCACUCGAUGUUCAAUUCAUCCAAGCUCUUCACAACAAGGUCAACAUUGUGCCUGUCAUAGCCAAGUCUGACACACUCACCAAGCGAGAACUUCUCAAGCUCAAACAUAAGGUACUUGAUGAGAUCCAUGACAACGGUAUCAAAAUCUACCACAUGCCAGAUUCAGAUUCAGAUGAAGAUGAGGAUUUCAAAGAACACAACAAACAGCUCAAGGCUAGUGUACCAUUUGCUGUAUGUGGAUCAAGUCAGCUGAUUGAGGUCAAAGGAAGGAAGGUCAGAGGUCGUUUGUACCCAUGGGGUGUAGUUGAAGUUGAGAAUCCUGACCAUUGUGACUUUAUCAAACUGAGGAGUAUGCUGAUAGCAUAUAUGGAGGAUCUAAAAGACGUUACCCAUGAGGUACACUAUGAAGCCUUCAGAUCUGAGAAACUAGCCAAGUCAGGUGGUAGUGCUGCUAAGAAACCAGCUUCCAGUAGGAGAGCAGGGUCAACAUCAGAAGAACCUUCAAGUGAGAAGGAUCGUAUGCUCUUGGAGAAAGAAGCAGAGCUACGUCGCAUGCAAGAGAUGUUGGCUCAGAUGCAGAAGCAGAUGCAGCAACAGGCUCAAACAGGAAGUCUCCAUUCUGAAGAAGUCUAGAAGAAAGAGAUAGCUGUACAAACAAUCAUGUAUUAUGAAAUCAUCUACUGCUGGAAUACUAUUGGGACCACCAUUGCUGUUACCAGAAACUUUACCACUUCCUGUUCCUCCAUCAUAAUUACUGGUCAAGAAGAUCAGCCAUCUGGAAAGAACUGAUACAUCAGGCAUUUUCAAUUACACUGUGGUGUUGGUGUUAAGAACAUGGCUGCUGAGCUGAAGCUUUAACACCAGCUGUUGGUGUAGAAAACAAUACCUGUAGUAAUAAUGAUUGCUCAACAUAGAGUGACAUCAACUCCUAAAUCAGCCCUAUUGUUUUGUGUUGCUGGUGUUAGUGUUUUCAUAAAAUUGAUUCCUACACCAGUAUUUAGAGUUCAGUGUUGCUGGUGUUUGUGUUGCCACAAUGCCAAACUCCACACUAACCUCAUUUUGAAUUUAGUGUUAUUGCUGGUGUUUAUGUUAUACCAACACCAUCACCAGCCAUCAACACCAAACUUGAUAUUACCCAUUAUCUAACAGUAAAAGAUAAUGAGCCAUAGAACAUCUACAGUUGGUAAACCCACAACAGGAAUUUUUUUUAAAUUGAUCAAAAUAUUGGUGCUGUUAGAAAAUAUUGUCUGCAAGACCUGCCUAAAUGCAUAAGGAGAUACAUGCAAUGUUUAUUAUUGAUUGUAACUUUAAGACCAAAAGUUGCACCAAUUGUACAAUUCAUUGUAUCUUUUAUGUUACGGGGUCUUUAAGGGUCUAUGUGUAUAGUGAGUUAGAAAAUUUAGUUGAGUUUAUAGAAGUAUUGCAUAUAAAUGGAAAUAAAGAGAACACAGUAAUGUCACCCUUCUUCAGACUAAUAAUGUUGAUAUUGACUACUCAUCUAAAUCCUUGUUACAGAAUUGUCCUUUUCCUAAUGUUAGCCCCCCGUAUAGAGUACAUAGAAGUGCCACAUGAAUACUCCACAGGGAGUAGCGAAUGUACAGACAUGGCUGGCAAACCCGGAAUCUGACGAUUAGGGAUUGCAAAACUCAUUGAAUCAUUACAUAUGUUGCAGCUUAUCAUUAUGUUAUUAUUUUCAGCAUUAUCGACUAUUGUCAAUCUAAGGUUUGAGGAAAGAAUGAACAAAAGUGAGUGAAUGGGAGAAAUGUAUGGUAUCCAGGAUUUUAAAAUCAUUUAUAAAUAGGAAUUGUGCUGUAGAAGGAAAUAUGAUUGGCACGAGUUGGUUAAAUAUUUACUAAAGUAGUUUGCAAACUAUGCAAUACAUGAAUUGAAAAUGUAAAAUUAAGCCCAUGUAAGUGCACAUCUAGCCUUUGAAAAUAUGUUUAUAUGACUUCUGAUGAUCCCAUAGACACCUGUUCCAUGCUCUGUCCCGAGCUAGCAUGCAGAUGUAGAUACUAAUUAGAGAUGCUUUAUUAUAUGCUAGUUGGUCUAAAAUCUAAGAUUUAUCUGACAUCACUGUUGCUUGAUACACUUGGUCCACUAGUAAUCCAAUUAUCACUUGGCCUAUAACACCACUUGGGCCAACACCACUUGGGCUCAUAGUCAUUCAUUGCAAUGAUAACAGUUUUAUAAUUAUUGCCUCUUUGUCCACUUCAUAGUCUUUUCCCAUUUUGUCUUGUGACCAUUGGUUCAUUUACUGGUUUGUCUUAGCGCAUAGUCUAAAAUGUAAGUGCAAGGAACUUGCAAUCUCAAGUCAGUUCAUGUCCCCCAAUCAAUCGUAAAUCAUGAAAUUAGUUCUAAAUUUGCAAUUGGUUGCUGGUCUGCCUCUUGCAAUAUUUUAUUCGACAGUUAACAUGGAAACAGUGCUUCUCAGCCAAUCAGAAUCAAGGAAAGAUGUCAGAAUCGAUUUGCUUUGGUUAGAAUCGAUCUAAAUUUGCAACUGAUAUUUGUAUUCAAUUGCAAAUAAGUUACAUCAACUGUCGUGUGGUUAGACCAAAUGGGCAUAGCCAGAUUUGACAUCAGAUUGAAAAGCAAGUGGGAAUUAGACCAAACCUUUAAGGAGAAUUGGACAAAAUUGUAUAGCAAUUCACCAUUUCAAAGAAGGCAAUAUUAAAAUGCAUUACAAGGGAUUAGUACCAUUGGAAUCAUGAGCGCGACCUGUUGGAAUGUGACUUUGUAUCUUGCAAAAAUAGUCUUCCUGCUAUAGGCAAAGAUAGGUAUCAUUCUACUCCUUUUUGUGUCAGACUUCAAUCCUUUGAACACACAUACAUAAUGAUAUUCAAAAGCAUUUGAAAAGUUUAGAUUUUUUCUUUUCAAGCAAUAUCAAUUUUUGCUGCAUGGUUACGGGAAGCUCUCACUUUGAUCAUACCAUCUGUAUUCUGAUGAUAGCCUGAAUAAACCGAUGUGUGGUUUUUGAUGUACCGUAUGCAAGUUCUGUGUAUACACUAUUUAUGUUGCCUUGUAUAGCAAACAUAUACCAUCUAUGUAUAACAUGUUUUAUAUUCAUUGGUGUAUUUAAUGACUAAUAUUUAGUGCUAUUUUGACAGAUAAGUUAUAUGUCUUAUCUACAACUAAUUUUUUGUUUAUAAAGCAACAUGUACCUUUUUUAAUGUAAUUAGUUAUUUUUAUUAUUUUGAUACUUAUUUUGUGUAUACUAUUUAUUUAUUUAGUUAUUUGUUGACUCUUUAGGAAAAUCACACCAUACUUGGCUGAUAUGACUUCAUUUUUCAUUUCUGUAGGAUCUUGGUGAUAAAGAUAUUUUUAGAAACCUUUUGCCAUCUCUGUUUUCCAAUGCUGCAAAUUGUUACUCCAUUUAUGCACUCUAGGCAAAAGCAUUAUUGUGAAUAAAUGCUCAAGUAUCCCAGAAUAUUUCCCUCAAAAUACCCUUGAAAUGCUCAUUAUUUCGAAUGAAUGGGAGAGAUGCUCCCACAUGUGUUUAGGUUGGUAUAGAAAUUGUAAUCCAUGUCCCCAAAUUGCAAAAUCCAGAAUUUGUAAAGUAUGUCAACUUUUGUUUCUAACAUUGAAAAUGUUUAGUUAGUAAUCUUUGAAUAAGCUAACAAGAUUUGUUCAUUGCAUUUUGUAGUAAUAAAUAAUUAAAAUAUGUCUAUUUACUUCAUAAAUCAAGAAA
Messenger RNA from Lytechinus pictus (painted urchin), 4190 nucleotides. Its product is annotated as septin-2B-like. The coding region runs from base 26 to 1138 and encodes 370 amino acids. NCBI's taxonomy places the organism in Eukaryota, Metazoa, Echinodermata, Echinoidea, Temnopleuroida, Toxopneustidae. Gene Ontology annotation, biological process: cytoskeleton-dependent cytokinesis; intracellular protein localization; regulation of exocytosis. The transcript is spliced from 14 exons. Gene Ontology annotation, cellular component: septin complex; microtubule cytoskeleton; synaptic vesicle. The record is from RefSeq and is a predicted model, not a curated record. Gene Ontology annotation, molecular function: GTPase activity; molecular adaptor activity; GTP binding.